GUGGCCAGGCCUCAUUGGCUUUUGCUCUUGGACGUAGGGCGUCACGCACCGCGUCCGUCUGUCUUCCUGCUACGUCAUUCACGGGCGCCCACCCUGACGAAGGCAGAGAGUAGACAGGCGAACUGGCGGUGGCGGCAGCUGAACCGAGACAGUAGUAGCGGCGACAGCCACAGCAGCAGCAAUGGCCGGGGCGGGGCCAGCUCCGGGACUCCCGGUUGCAGGAGGAUCCGUGGUCCCGGGCCCUGGUGCCGGCAUCCCGGGCAAGAGCGGCGAGGAACGCUUGAAGGAAAUGGAGGCGGAGAUGGCCCUGUUUGAGCAGGAAGUUCUGGGGGCUCCAGUAACCGGAAUCCCAACUGCUGUACCUGCGGUGCCCACCGUUCCCACGGUUCCCACGGUAGAAGCGAUGCAAGUCCCAGCAGCUCCUGUGAUCCGCCCAAUUAUCGCGACCAACACAUACCAGCAGGUCCAACAGACUCUGGAGGCCCGGGCAGCUGCUGCAGCCACUGUAGUUCCUCCCAUGGUGGGUGGCCCUCCUUUUGUGGGCCCAGUUGGCUUUGGCCCAGCUGAUCGGAGUCACCUGGACAGUCCAGAGGCUCGAGAAGCCAUGUUCCUGAGGCGAGCAGCUGUGGCCCCUCAGAGGGCCCCUAUCCUGCGUCCGGCCUUCGUCCCCCACGUGCUACAGAGAGCAGAUUCUGCUCUCUCUUCUGUAGCAGGUGGUCCCCGCCCGAUGGCCCUGCGGCCCCCUCACCAGGCCCUCGUAGGACCCCCUCUGCCUGGGCCCCCUGGACCACCCAUGAUGCUACCACCAAUGGCUCGGGCCCCAGGCCCCCCCCUGAGCUCCAUGACUGCUCUAAGGCCUCCCCUGGAAGAGCCAGCGGCACCCCGAGAACUGGGCCUAGGCCUGGGGUUGGGCCUGAAAGAAAAGGAGGAAGCAGUGGUGGCAGCAGCGGCUGGGCUGGAGGAGGCUAGUGCAGCUGUGGCUGUGGGGACAGGAGGUGCCCCAGCUGGCCCUGCAGUCAUUGGGCCUAGCCUACCACUGGCCCUGGCCAUGCCAUUGCCUGAGCCUGAGCCCCUGCCUCUCCCGCUGGAGGUAGUGCGCGGCCUGCUGCCCCCGCUGCGCAUUCCUGAGCUCCUAUCCUUACGUCCACGACCCCGGCCCCCUCGGCCUGAGCCACCCCCUGGUCUCAUGGCUCUUGAGGUCCCAGAGCCUCUGGGUGAAGACAAGAAGAAGGGAAAGCCAGAGAAAUUGAAACGCUGCAUCCGCACGGCAGCUGGGAGCAGCUGGGAAGACCCUAGCCUGCUGGAGUGGGAUGCAGACGACUUCCGGAUCUUCUGCGGAGAUCUGGGGAAUGAGGUGAACGAUGACAUCCUGGCUCGCGCCUUCAGCCGCUUCCCAUCCUUCCUCAAGGCCAAGGUGAUCCGUGACAAGCGCACGGGCAAGACCAAGGGCUAUGGCUUUGUCAGCUUCAAGGACCCCAGUGACUAUGUGCGCGCCAUGCGUGAGAUGAAUGGAAAGUAUGUGGGCUCGCGCCUAUCAAGCUUCGCAAGAGCAUGUGGAAGGACCGAAACCUGGACGUGGUCCGCAAGAAACAGAAGGAAAAGAAGAAAUUGGGCCUGAGAUAGGGUCUGUGGCUGGGUGCUAGCUCCUCCCCACACUUGGCUUUGGAAAACCCCAACUGUCCACCCAUCCACCCCAAAACCACUUUCAAUAAAUUUAAGUCAUUUCCA
Castor canadensis (American beaver) is the source of this 1728-nucleotide messenger RNA. It is a transcript of the gene Rbm42, whose product is annotated as RNA binding motif protein 42. The record is from RefSeq and is a predicted model, not a curated record. Lineage: Eukaryota; Metazoa; Chordata; Mammalia; Rodentia; Castoridae. Gene Ontology annotation, molecular function: mRNA binding.